CAGCGGGACCGGUUGCCGGAAGGCUCUCUGCGCAUGCGCCGCCCCGCUGGGGCGGCCGAGGGUCUCUGCGCGACGAGAUGGGGAAGGUGAGGGGCUUGCGGUCCCGCGUGCACCAGGCUGCCGUGAGGCCCAAGGGGGAGGCCGCGCCCGGCCCUGCGCCCCCUGCCCAAGAGGCGGCCCCUCUGCAGGUUCCAGCUGCAGGAGCCGGGGGGAAGGACUGCGCUUUCAUCAGGACUGACAUCUUUGCCAGGACCAGGAUAGACCCCAGUGCCUUGGUGCAGAGUCUGGAGCCGGAUGCAAGGAGUAUUACUUCCGUCAGGAGAGGUGCGGAGGCCAAGGCUAUUCUGCCCAAGAAGGAGAAACUGAGGCUGAGGCGGGAGCGGUGGCUGCAGAAAAUCGAAGCCAUAAAGCUGGCCGAGCGGCAGCGCAGAGAGAUGCAGAGGCGGAGGGCGACAGCCGUGGUGGGGGACCUGCAGCCCCUGAGGGACGCCCUGCCUGAGCUGCUGGGGCUGGAGGCUGGCAAUCGGCGCCUGGUCAAGGGGACAGGAAGCAAGCCCAGGCCCGCUGAGCUCAGCCGGAUGAGUGCAGCCCAGAGACGCCAACUCCUUCACACGGUGCGGGGAGGCGUCUCUUACACAAGGCUGGCAUCUGCGGGCAUGUGAGCUGCUGUCUCUUCCUCAGCCUCCUACCUGAGCAGCAGCCCCUGUCUAUCCCCUGGGCAGGCAGGACCCUGAUGGUAAACCCCAUGGGUGGGCGCAGGGGCACCAGAGUCUGCCUGUGCCAAGAGACGAGGCAGCAGGCACUCCCCUCCUGCUGGAAGUUCCUGAGGCCCUGGCGCUCAGUCCCAUGGUGACACCAGGCCUCUGUUGUCCACUCUGUUGUUCUAGCUGUCCUGAAGUGGGGUACGUAGGUGUGGGGUGGC
Molecule: messenger RNA, 922 nt
Organism: Nycticebus coucang (slow loris)
Lineage: Eukaryota; Metazoa; Chordata; Mammalia; Primates; Lorisidae
Gene: SLX9
Product: SLX9 ribosome biogenesis factor
Exons: 6
Coding region: 78-662 (194 amino acids)
Biological process (GO): maturation of SSU-rRNA from tricistronic rRNA transcript (SSU-rRNA, 5.8S rRNA, LSU-rRNA)
Cellular component (GO): nucleolus; 90S preribosome; preribosome, small subunit precursor
Source: RefSeq, a predicted model, not a curated record